Ogataea angusta is the source of this 1782-nucleotide messenger RNA. RefSeq lists its product as uncharacterized. The record is from RefSeq and is a predicted model, not a curated record. NCBI's taxonomy places the organism in Eukaryota, Fungi, Ascomycota, Pichiomycetes, Pichiales, Pichiaceae. The coding region runs from base 1 to 1782 and encodes 593 amino acids. Gene Ontology annotation, molecular function: RNA polymerase II cis-regulatory region sequence-specific DNA binding; DNA-binding transcription factor activity, RNA polymerase II-specific. Gene Ontology annotation, biological process: regulation of transcription by RNA polymerase II; cell differentiation. The transcript is spliced from 2 exons.
AUGUCAUUGCCAAAAGCCGACGUUCCUGCUCUGAAACCAGUUUUCUUCUUCGACCUCAACAUCGCAGAGGCACAGCCGAUCUUCAAGAACAAAGCCAAGGCGUACACCAAGGUGGACGUUCUUGGGGGCACCAUCAGGUCGCUCGACCCCACGUUGCCCUUCGAUGCCAGAAUCACCAGCGGCUUCGACAACAUCAGUGUCUACGAGACGGCCCCUUCGGUCGGCAACCUCGACUGCACGCUGUACCUGGACCUGGGCAACAACAACAAGGGCAUUGUCCAGUACCUGGGCGUGGUGAGGUUCGAGGGAGAGACAAACAGGGUGCUUGGCAAGGAGACCACCAACAUUGGCUUUUCGGACGGCUACGUCACGUGCCAGCCUCGGUUCGAGAUCGAUGGCGCCGCGUCGAGCGAGUCGUGGGUCAACAACCACCUCUUCGUCGGCAAGGGCCGUUUCCACAGAGAAACAGACGGCAGUCUCAAGGUCCAGUACUACUUCGAAAUGGGUCCUUACGAGCACUUCCCCGAGCCGGGAGGCUUCCGUCUAGAGGACCCGGACACCCUCCGGUUGCCGCCCCAGACAGCCGAUACCUCGACAGAAACAGACACAAGCAAGGCCGCCGACGACCAUGGCGGCCAGACAAGGCGCUCGCGCGCCUCGGGCGAGAUCCUGGCGCUGCUGGUGGCCGAAUUCAACAAGAACUCGAACCCCAACACCAACGUGCGGAAAGAAAUCGCCCUUCGGACAGGAAUGACUGAGAGGUCUGUCAGGAUCUGGUUCCAGAAUCGCCGCGCUAAGGCCCGCAAGAUGGAGAAGCUGCAUCAGAGCAACGGGGCCGCCCGCGGGCCACAACACCCCCGCCACACGUCCGAGGUGUACGAGUCGCAAAGCCGCGAGCCGUCGCUCAAGGAUCUCGCCAACCACGCCAAGGUCGACACCGAGAUAAACGAAAAAUACAGCCUGAUCGACUGCAUCUCUGUGUCCGUCGGUCCAUGGCAGCGCAUCAAGUCAGGCCAUCUGGACCCUGACGCUUUCAAAGACGUACCGAACCUGAGUCCGCGCAUCGUGUACAAGCUCAUGGCCACCACAGAUCUGCUCGUCAUGCUCUCGAAAAAGGACCACGAGCUCAACUACUUUUUCUCGGGCGUCUUCCAGAACGAAAAAGUGCUCUUCAGGAUCUUCUUCCCGCUCGCCACGGUGGUCACGUGCUCGCUGCUCAACUACAGAACGCAGAAACCAGAGCAGGACGACGUCUCGCGAGAGGCCACCGCCCAGCUGCAGCUGCAGCUCGCGGCCCCGCCCAAGUUCGCAGUGCACUUCCUCAAGGAUCUCAACACAGGCAAGGAAAACCACAACCAAUGGUCGGUGUGCGACGACUUCUCGGAGGGCCAGCAGGUGGUGACGGCGUUUGUCGGCGAGGGAGGCACAGAGAUCCCGCACAUCCUCACCGGAACGCUCGAGUGCUUGCAGUACCUCAACACGUUUGUCGGCACGGCCACCAAGCUGGGCCGGCCUUCGUCGUUCCCGGGCCCCACCACAGAGCACCCGAUUCUCAUAUCGCCGUCCCCGUUCAACGACGAGCCGUCUUUUGCGCCUCUACAGCAGGACGACCUGCGACUACUGCGAAUAGAGGAACCACCGCAGCUGGAGAUGUUUGACGGCCACUAUGACGACUCGGGGACGCCGCGGAACGACCUGCUGAUCACCAAGCCGAAGCCCGAGGACGACAAGGAGGACUUCAUCUACCUGGACCAGGGGAACGAAUGGACAGACAAUAUAUAG